GGCUGGUGCCAACUUUCCGUGCGAGCUUGGUUGAGUCUAACUUUCUGCAGCCCCUUAUUUAACAGCGGAUUCAAUAUGGGUGGUAUUUCCUUUGUUUGGACUUGUGAAGACCGCUAGGCUAGAAUGUAGCUCCGUAGGAGAGUUCGGCUUACCUUGAAACAGGCAGAGUUGGGCCUAAAUGAGCACCAUCAAAAUGAGGUUAUUAAUUACAUGCGUUUCGCUCGUUCAAAGAGAGGCUUGAGACUUAAAACAGUAGAUUCCUGCUUUCAAGACCUCAAGGAGAGCAGACUGGUAGAGGAGACGUACACCGUGGAUGAGGUCACAGAAAUCCUGAGUGGACUGCAGGCUGUGGUCCACAGUGAGGUGGAGUCUGAGCUCAUCAAUACAGCCUAUACCAAUGUGCUUCUCCUACGGCAGCUGUUCUCACAAGCUGAGAAAUGGUACCUAAAGCUACAGACAGACAUCUCUGAACUUGAAAACAGAGAAUUAUUAGAACAAGUGGCUGAAUUUGAAAAGGCAGAAUUUACAUCUUCAAAUAAAAAGCCCAUCAUAGAUAUCACAAAGCCCAAACUUAUUCCAAUUAAUGAAGGUGGAACAACAGAACUGCUAAACAAGGAAAUUUUAAGACUUCAACAAGAGAAUGAAAAAUUGAAGUCAAGGCUGAAGACCAUUGAAAUACAGGCUACAAAUGCUUUGGAUGAGAAGUCAAAAUUGGAAAGGACACUUCAAGAUUUACAGCUUGAUCAAGGAAAUGAACAGGAUUUUAUAAAGGCCCAUGACUUGGAUGACUUGGAAAACACAGUCGCAGCUCUUAAGAACGAAUUUCAGAAAACCCUUAAUGAUAAGACAGAGAACCAAAAGUCUUUGGAGGAGAACCUAGCAGCAGCCAAACAUGACCUCCUCAGAGUCCAGGAGCAGCUGAGCAUGGCUGAAAAGGAGUUAGAGAAAAAAUUCCAACAAACAGCAGCAUAUCGAAACAUGAAAGAAAUUCUCACCAAGAAGAAUGAUCAAAUCAGAGACCUACGGAAAAGACUGGCAAGAUAUGAAUCUGAAGAUUAAAGACUGAAGGUUUUGUCUAGAACCUGCCACACAUAAACAUACAAGUUGUCUCCAUCCACCUCAGGCAUGUAUUUUGAAGCCUUUUGUCAUAUUCUCUCCUUUUUCUAGUGUUUAGACUUUGCUUGUAAUACUAGAAUUAGCAUUCUUGUCUUUAGUUCUCUAACCAAGAAGAGAAAAACAGUAAUGAUUUUUUGUUGUCCCAAACAUCUGUCUGUCAAAUGCUCUAGAAUCUCUUGCAAGUACAGUGAGAUUUCUUCUGUCUGUCAAAUGCUCUAGAAUCUCUUGCAAGUACAGGGAGAUUUCUUCAUGGUAGAAAAGAGUUUAGAAUGGGAACAAGAGCCACCCUUUUGCAUUAGGGAGAAGAGGAACCCUUUUAAUGUUAGAGAUUUACAAAUAAACCUCUUAUUUUUAAUAAUGAAAUUCUAGUUAAUUUAUUCUAUCUCAUCUUCAAAAUGUAUAAACUCAUGGAAAAUAUGUUUACUGUCUGCUGUAGUCAACAUUUUUAAUCAGUUAUAAGGGAAAGUGAGUGCAGUAAAUGUGAAGACUCAGUUAACCUUUGCUCCUCUCUGUCACGAUGCUGCUUAUCAAAAGAGAUGCAGGCAUUUUCACGGGUAUGUGUUGUGGGUGGAGAAGUCAGAUUUAUCCUGUGCUUUCAUAGUUUAGAAAGCAGGUGGACUCAGAGUAUAUGCAAUCUUUAGACUUAUUUCCAGAAUAUCCUUUUAACCUAUAUGUAAAUUAUAAAAAAACUCUGACUCAACAGAAAGUCAGCGACAAGGUUCCAGGUUGGACUUUGGGUCAUAGUUUGUAUAUGGUAGAUAAAUGGUGUUUUCAAGAGAUUUUAGUAUUUCUAUUGGUUUGCUUUUCCUUGGCUGAUCAUAUAUAAAGUAUUAGAAACAGGACACAUAUACCUGCAGUGUGUAGUGCAGUGUUGUGGUACACAAAUAAAUAAAGACCACAAGGCAGUUAAACCUCAGAAGGAAAGCAUUUACCUUUCACCUGUUACCAUGGAAGUUUUCCCAUUUCUCAAAACAUGUCACAUCCUGUGUGAACAACCUGAGAAAGGAUCUCCACCUCCACAAAUAGGGAACUUAUUCCUAGAAAGAGUGUACCGAUAAAAACUUACAUCUGUUAUUUUCACUCAAACUUUUAGUACUAGAUUUGAAUGUACUGUGGGGUUUUGUAGGCUUUGUUAAAAUACUAAAGGAACAAAUAACAGUGAGAUAAUUUCUCCCUGAAAAAGCAGGGAAGGCAAUCUUAGAAGAUGAGUGAAUUGGCAAAGAAGAGAAAAAAAUAGAGUAACAAGCCAGCAUUUCCCACACACUUUUUCUCAUCCAUCUAUCUAUAAUUGGAUCACUCAUCAGAUUCUUGUAGGGUGCUCACUGAGGGCUCUAGUUUUACCCUGUAUUUCUUUAGCCCAACCCUAACUAAAAGUCCAUCUUGUCAUUUGUAGACUAGGAUGUUCUAAGUCAGAAACCAGAACUUCUAACUAAAUGGAAAAUGUUUCUUUCAGAAACUGUUUAGUUAUAUUCUGCCUACAGCUUUCUCAGUUUAAUGUCAGAAAGAAAGACUUAUUAAACAGCCUGUAAAACAUUGCUGGGUAAAAGUUUAUUUAUGUUUGUUGGUAGGGGUUUUGAAAUAGUCUGUGUUGUGUGUUAUACUUGUUGAAUAAUAAAUUCAAAAGUAUUUAUGAAACCUUAAACUCUCUUAAGCAGUAAGAUAAACAAAUAGGCCACAUAAAUCAAUGCAAUGCUUCUUUUACUUACACCAUUUACUGCUUCUGGGUUUUUUGCUGUACUGAUUUCUUUUUACACUCAUACCGCUCAGCAAAAUGUGAUUUUAAAUGUUUAUUUUACUUGGUUUCCCAGUUUUAAGAUUUACCUCAUUUGACUAAAAAAGCCAGUUUAGUCUAUACAUUUUAGCCCUUUAGUCUUGAGUAAGCUGUUAAUGUUCUGGUAACUGUGGACAGUUUGAGCUGGUAAGCCAUCUUAAUGAAGCUCCUGGCCAGGGUGCAGCAUUUAACCUACCAUACAUGAGGCCCUGGGAUCAGCUCCCACACUGUGAAACAAAAGCAAAAUAAAUAAAAUGCAGCUAAUAUCUUUAAUUUGACAGU
Molecule: messenger RNA, 3169 nt
Organism: Microtus ochrogaster (prairie vole)
Lineage: Eukaryota; Metazoa; Chordata; Mammalia; Rodentia; Cricetidae
Gene: Lztfl1
Product: leucine zipper transcription factor like 1
Biological process (GO): negative regulation of protein localization to cilium
Cellular component (GO): cytoplasm
Source: RefSeq, a predicted model, not a curated record